Molecule: messenger RNA, 1185 nt
Organism: Ruditapes philippinarum (Manila clam)
Lineage: Eukaryota; Metazoa; Mollusca; Bivalvia; Venerida; Veneridae
Exons: 5
Coding region: 127-807 (226 amino acids)
Source: RefSeq, a predicted model, not a curated record
AGUAUAACAGAAAAAAAUCUUUAAAUAAACUACAUCUAAAGAAUUGAAAAAAAAGAAAGAAAUUAAACGGGUGAAUACUAUGGACAACAUGUAAAUUUAUUGUUUUAUUCAAUUUGAUUUACAAAAAUGCGUACACUUUUAUAUUUGAGAUUCAAAGUUUUGUUUAUUCUGGCACUGUUUGGCUACUGUCACGGAGGCUGUACGUACAGUGAUAUCAACACGGGCCUGAAUAACUGUGUGGACGCUGCUACUACAUCAACAACCGUAAGAUGGUUCUUUCCUCACGGAACACUAGCACAACAAGCAGAAUUCUGUCAGAGUAGUGCUCAGACAACUUUGGCUACAUGCAUCAACAACAUAUUCUCGGCCUGCAAGCUUGAGGCGAAAAGUUUAAAAAUGUUCGGCACCACUGGGGAUAACCUAAUUAAUGCAUACACUAAUUUAUGCUCUUCAUCCUUAGUCACGGAUGCCCAAGCAUGUAUGUCAGUUGUAUCAGCGACGGCAACGUUCAACGCGGCGGAGACGACAUUCAUCAGUAGAGUAGCCGCUCUUCCUGACGCCGCCACAAAUAUAGAAAUAUGCGGAUUAGCAACAUCGAUGGAGUACGUUGCCUACAACACACUAUUGUCUGUUCCAUGCACAGAGCCCUCUCACCUUGCAGUCUGGGCCAGUUUCUUCGCAACUGUAAUGGACACGUACGCUUGCACGUGUCUGGCAUCAACAUAUCAACUCAGUCACGUGAUCAUGUUACUAACUGUGUUGCUUGGAUGCUACUAUAACGUCGUGACCAGAAUUGUGACGUCAUAAAUAUCAGCAUAGAUUUAAUGACUCAAAUGAUUGUAUCGAUCGUUUAGGAAAUUGACUUUAUUGUAUUAUGCUUUAUACUUAAAUAAGUUUUUCGUUUAACACUAAAUUUGUUUUAUCUAUUAAUCACACACCCUUGCCGAUUUUUCGUCUCCAUAAAAAUGGUAUUGGCGGCUGUUUAUAUAUUUUGAUGUGACGUCGUUUAAUUGAGUUAUACUAUAGACGCGUCUAUAUAUAGAGGAUAUUGAAUGAGUGUAUGUUUAAUACUGAUUUUAUUGAACAAGUUGAAUAAAUGAUAGUUUGCGAGCCUCUGGCGAGCAUGAUAUUAUUUUAUUCAACGAGUUCAGAAAGACUAUUUAAGUGAUAAGGCGUCAUUUUUUU